Helobdella robusta is the source of this 1236-nucleotide messenger RNA. RefSeq lists its product as hypothetical. NCBI's taxonomy places the organism in Eukaryota, Metazoa, Annelida, Clitellata, Rhynchobdellida, Glossiphoniidae. The record is from RefSeq and is a predicted model, not a curated record. Gene Ontology annotation, cellular component: nucleolar ribonuclease P complex; fibrillar center; ribonuclease MRP complex. The transcript is spliced from 4 exons. The coding region runs from base 1 to 1236 and encodes 411 amino acids. Gene Ontology annotation, molecular function: ribonuclease P RNA binding; ribonuclease P activity. Gene Ontology annotation, biological process: tRNA 5'-leader removal.
AUGACUGAUAAAAAGGCUGCGAGUCAGUUGAAUGUCUAUGAUAAAAAUCGGAGCGUUCGCUCGAUGAUUAAAAAAAAAUCUGUUCCCAAAGCCGUUCUGUGUGCACCUUACAAAAUUAUUUGGCCUAAUGUGGAACAAAAGGUUCAAGAAGACAUCUUAAAUGAAUUAGAAAGAUUUUUCAAUAAUGAAGUUUUUAAGAAGCCAGCAAGAAUAAAAUUAGACAAAGAAUCUCGAAAAGAAAAAAAGAAACUUCAAAAAAAUGAUCAAAAAACACAAGCAAAUAAAUUUAGGAAGCUUCUGGCUAUCGGUCUACAGGAUGUUACAAAACAUGCCAAGAAAAAUAAUCUCUCAAUAUUCUUUGUGGAUAGAUCAUCACCAUGGCAACUGCAUCGACAUUUAAUUCAGUUGUGUUCCAUUCUGAACUGCCCUGCAGUAGCACUCGAUCAGUUUUCUGAAAAAAUAUCCCCAUUGUUGUCCGUGUCGAGAGUGUGUGCUCUUGGAUUCAAAAAAAAUUAUGAAGUCACUUCAGAGCAAGAGAGAUGUGAUUAUAACAUGUUCGAAAAGCUUGUAAAUAAAAUUGCUCCACUCUGUCCCCAAUGCAUCUUGCCCUGGCUCGAAUGCGAACAGGAGCUGCUGGCCAUAAAAAAUGACGCAAUCAAAUUGGUCGAAAACGCCAAAAAUAAUUGUAAUAACGAUAUAAAUAAUGAAAAUAAAAUUGAUAAUAAUGAUUGUAAUGAUAAUGAUAAAAUUGAUAAUAAUGAUUGUAAUAAUAAUGAUAAUGAUAAAAAUAAUAGUAACUUGAGUAUUGAUGAAUCAUUGUCAUCCUCUGAUGAUAGAGAUAAUGAUGAAGAAGAUGAAGAUAAAUCUGUUGGGUCGAAUUGUGAUAAGAUUAAUAAUGAUAACAAUGAUGAAAUAAUGCCAGAUGAUGAGGAUAACAAAGAUGGAAAUGAAUAUGAAUCAUGUUCUGAAUUUUCCAAUUUAUACGUUCAUAAAAAUACCUCAUCCGAAUGUGAUUGUGGUUCAUCAUUCACAAAAGAAAAAAACAACGAUUUAUGGGACUAUAAAAUGUUUAGAUCUGACAUCUUUUUUAAAAACGAUCCAACCACCAAAGAAAAAUCUAAUAAUUUUUUCAAUGAGAGGGCUUCACAACAGAACAACCAGAGGAAAAGAAAAUUUCAAGAGACUGUAGUGGCUAAAUUUCUUAAAAAUGAAUUCAGAAUUAAAAAGAAAAAAUAA